Messenger RNA from Pocillopora verrucosa, 2056 nucleotides. Its product is annotated as cAMP-dependent protein kinase catalytic subunit alpha-like. NCBI's taxonomy places the organism in Eukaryota, Metazoa, Cnidaria, Anthozoa, Scleractinia, Pocilloporidae. Gene Ontology annotation, biological process: protein phosphorylation. The record is from RefSeq and is a predicted model, not a curated record. Gene Ontology annotation, cellular component: nucleus. Gene Ontology annotation, molecular function: protein serine/threonine kinase activity; ATP binding.
CCUCAAGGGAGUACUCAAGCAUACGACAUCUCAUCGGUUUGAUCACUAUCGUGGACGGUUCAUUGAAGCCAAAAAAAAAUCCUCCUCCUUCCAAAGAGCCGUGCUAAUUUUGAAGACAAGAGGUACUUGAAAGGAGAGAAAUAUCAGGGGUAGUUCGGCUGAUAACAGCGGAAACAGCCGGCACUGACGAAAAAAAGCUGUUCAAGAUUCCUGCAGCGCUGAUACCAGAUUUCGGAGUACCAUGCCGUUAGCAAAGAAAGCCCCCAAGAAUGACGUUAUAAAAGCUUUCCUGACCGAGGCCAAAGAGGAGUUCAAUCAAAAAUGGGACCAUCCCUCUCAGAAUACGGCUAGUUUGGAGGACUUCGAGCGAUUGAAGACCCUGGGUACCGGAUCAUUUGGUCGGGUUAUGCUCGUUCAACAUAAGAGCAGCAACAAAUUUUAUGCUAUGAAAAUUUUAGAUAAACAGAAGGUGGUGAAGUUGAAGCAAGUGGAACACACUUUAAAUGAAAAAAGGAUUCUGCAAGCAAUAACUUUUCCAUUCCUGGUGAACCUGGAAUGGCAUUUUAAGGAUAAUUCCAACUUGUACAUGGUUCUGGAAUUUGUUCUUGGUGGUGAGAUGUUUUCUCAUCUACGACGUAUUGGAAGAUUCAGUGAAACACACUCAAGGUUUUACGCUUCACAAAUUGUUUUGGCAUUUGAGUAUCUUCACUCUCUAGACCUUAUAUACAGGGAUCUAAAACCAGAGAAUCUUCUCAUUGACGAGAAAGGUUACUUAAAGGUAACAGAUUUUGGGUUUGCCAAGAGAGUCAAAGGGAGAACGUGGACGCUUUGUGGCACUCCAGAAUACCUAGCUCCUGAGAUCAUCCUCAGCAAGGGUUACAACAAGGCUGUAGAUUGGUGGGCAUUAGGUGUCCUUAUCUAUGAAAUGGCAGCUGGUUACCCUCCUUUCUUUGCUGACCAGCCAAUUCAGAUCUAUGAAAAGAUUGUCUCUGGCAAGGUACGUUUCCCAUCUCAUUUCACAGCUGAUCUGAAAGACUUGCUUCGAAAUUUAUUGCAAGUUGACCUAACAAAAAGAUACGGGAAUCUAAAGAAUGGCGUGGGAGACAUCCGUGGCCACAAGUGGUUCAGUUCCACAGACUGGAUAGCUAUCUAUCAAAGAAAAGUUGAAGCCCCCUUUAUUCCCAAGUGCAAAGGUCCAGGAGAUCCAAGCAAUUUUGACGAUUAUGAGGAAGAACCACUGCGCAUCUCUACCUCUGAGAAGUGCGCAAAAGAAUUUGCAGAUUUCUGAAGAGUAAUCCACCAACCUAAAAAAAAACUAUUAUGUACCUAAGUUAUCCUAAAAUGUACAGAACAGUGACUUUAAUAUAUCGAACAUUCUUGAAGAGGAACAGGCAAGCCCUCGACAGACAGACAGACAGACAGACAGCAUCUUGCAUGUUGCCUUUUUUCUUAUUGUUCCUUGUAUUGUUCUAGAUCUACUUCAGAAAACCCUUUUAUUUAUAUAAAACAAUUCAAUUACAGUAGAUUUCUGCAUAAAGAGUUUUUUAUAGCAGGCAUGUUAAAUGUUUUAUUUGUAAAUUGUGCAAUCUUAAAUUUGAAAAUUCUUAUUUCUUGACAUGAGAGUUCUCUAUAUUAUCCGAUUGAAGUUCCAUCGCUGUGUUCAUGUUUUUAUCUUAAAAAAAGAUUUAUGUGCCUGCAAAAUUGUAAACAUCUGCAUAAUUUGUUUCCUUGAACAGUUAGAAAUUACCAGUAGUUUUGGAUUAUGCAAAGGUUCUCAAUUCUAGAAAAGGAUAAAUUUAUUUAUUUGUGAGACAUUCUCAGCAAAAAAAUAUCAUUGCAAUUUAGUUGUGUGUCUUCCAAAAUGUUUUCCAUCACAAAGCAACCAGUGUUCGGAUUCUAUGUUCGGUAGUCACUGUAUGUUUUUAAUGUCCCUUGGUUGUUUCUUAAAGUUUGAAAAAAUAUAUAUAUUCUAGAAUGUUACACAUGCCUUGUAUGUUUAUUUAUAAUCUAGAAUUAACCCAGGGCAAUAAAAUUUAAAGAAUAAAAUGGAAUUAGA